GGAUCAAAUCUGUACCAUCUGACGCUCAAGGAUUUAUGGGUUUAGUCAAAAUUGCUUUUCCCACUGUGGAGAUUAAGCACAGUAGGAUGUUUUCCUGUCAGCCCGUAGAAUAGCCGGGUGUUGCUGCUGCUGUUUUGCUCCCUGUUAUCGGCUCGGGCGCUGGAGAAGGCAAUGUCUCAGGAGGGCAGAGUGCUCCAAACCCUGGUGGGAAGUGGAUUCUGAUUGACAGGAGUGGUCCCGUCCUCUGGGGAAUGUGAACCAUGCAGGUGGAAACGGUACUCAUGCUUUUCUGUGUUUGGCUGGCGGGCACAGCUGCCAAGAUGGUUCAACCAAGAGGUCACAAGCUGGAAACCUACAAACAAAGCAGGUCACGAAGAGAAACCAGAAUGGAGGGAGGAGGAGGUCAGAAGACCGGAAGCCCAAUUUAUAAACGGAGUCCAGACCUGACAAAAAACCCGAUGACGAAAUCGGAGCAGCUCCUGAGGAUAGAUGAUCACGAUUUUACCAUGAGACCAGCGUUUGGAGGUCCUCCGAUACCUGUUGGAGUAGACGUUCAGGUGGAAAGUAUUGACACCAUCUCUGAGGUGGACAUGGACUUCACAAUGACGUUAUACCUGCGUCACUACUGGAAAGAUGAGCGGCUGUCGUUCCCCAGCAAUAACAACCAGAGCAUGACCUUCGACAGUCGCCUGGUGAAGAAAAUUUGGGUUCCCGACAUGUUCUUUGUCCACUCUAAGCGCUCUUUCAUCCAUGACACCACCACUGACAACGUCAUGUUGAGAGUCUAUCCUGAUGGCAAUGUGCUCUACAGCCUCAGAGUCACGGUCACUGCUAUGUGCAACAUGGACCUCAGUCGCUUCCCCCUGGACACCCAAACCUGCUCACUGGAGAUUGAGAGCUAUGCAUACACAGACGAUGACCUGAUGCUGUACUGGAAGAAAGGAAAUGAGUCCCUGAACACGGAUGACAGAAUAUCUCUCUCCCAGUUCCUGAUCCAGAAAUUUCACACCACCACAAAGCUGGCUUUUUACAGCAGCACAGGCUGGUACAAUCGUUUGUACAUCCACUUCACCCUGCGGCGCCACAUCUUCUUUUUCCUGCUGCAGACUUAUUUCCCCGCCACUCUGAUGGUGAUGUUGUCCUGGGUUUCCUUCUGGAUUGAUCGCAGGGCCGUGCCUGCCAGGGUGCCGCUAGGGAUCACCACGGUGCUGACCAUGUCCACCAUUAUCACCGGAGUCAACGCCUCCAUGCCACGGGUGUCCUACAUCAAGGCAGUGGACAUUUACCUCUGGGUCAGCUUCGUCUUUGUCUUCCUCUCAGUGAUAGAGUACGCAGCUGUGAACUACCUCUCGACCGUGCAGGAGAGGAAAGAGAGGAAGCUCAGGGAGAGACUGCCGUGCACUUGUGGAAUUGGCAACCCAGACGAAAUGAUGAUCGACCCACAGAUCAGUGGCUAUGGGUCCUUGGAUGUCAACAACACAGGAAAUUAUGGGAUACCUGAGAACGGUGGGCGCCAGGAGCGAAUUCUGGCCCAGGUGGCGCUGAAUGACCCCCAGAUCACGGGUCAGGUGAAGGGAUCCAGAGGCUACGUUAACAUCUGGAUUGACACCCACGCCAUAGACAAGUACUCCAGGGUUCUCUUUCCGGGAGCAUACAUCCUCUUUAACAUCAUUUACUGGUCCAUUUACUCAUAAACUGGGAUGCUUUGAGUUACAGAGGAGUCGUUUGAUGGGACAGCUGGCACUCUGUUCGUUGUGCACCAGCUAAAACGACGCUGACAGAGAAAAACUGGGGAUCAUAAACAGAAGGGAAGCCUUUGCCUUUUUGCCCCAGCCACUUAAAACAAUUAAGGAUGCCGUUUUAUCACUCCGUCAGAUCUGUGUGCUUUAGUGUGUCUGACCUGCUGAUGACAGCAGGUUUAGACUUUACUGUCGUGUUACCAAGAGGUGAAAAUAUACGGACUUCACAGUUUGCAGUGCACAGAUCCACUCCACACACGAACUGGAGAUGACAAUCAUCAAGAUGUUAAAAGGUUCAGAGGAGCAAAGCGGCACUUUGUCAUCUGGCUUUUUUGGACGGUUUCUGGUGGAUAGAAUCAAUACAACUCAUCCACAACAUAAGGAAUUUACCUUGGGGAAAACUUGCAAAGAAUUGCUUUUUCCAAGGAUGAAGGGAAACUUCCUGUCAAUACCUCUAAAUCUGACCUUAUAAAAAACCUCAGUCUUUGUUUAGAUUCAAAUCUACAUACAUUUUUUCAUUAUGUUACAUGUUUAACUUUUUCUUUGAGGGAUACACUGGUAGAAAUUUAGAAAAAUAUUGACAAUAAUAUUCCCAUUAUUGCCAAUAAUCGAUAAAAAUCACUCUGCAUUGCCAUCACUGCCAGAUGUCAAGACAAAUAGCACAUAACCAACCCACCUCCCCCUCCCUCCUUUUGAAACACAAACAGCAACAUGAUGUCACAAAAAUCAUCAAAUCUGACCGAUACCAAUAUUAAUGCUAAUACAUUUUUCAUAGGUUUAUCUCAGUCUGUUAAAAUAUGAUAAAAAAAGGAUCAUAUAUGUCCAGUUUCACACACACAACAUGAUAUUUAAAGCUUAUUUAUUUCCAUUUAGGUAACAAUGGUUUACAGUUAAUUGAAAUCACAAAUCCAGUUCCUCAAAAUCAAUUUUGAUGCAGACAAGUUAUUUUAUGGCCAUUGAAAUGUGGAAAUCUGGUGACCAUACAGACUUUCACAGUAACAGUAGGUCUCAUUACAGAGAUGCUUGUUCCCUGUGUAAAGCUUGAAAGUUGAGUGGAGGGAAAAAGUUUUGCAGAGGUAAUGGAAGCAACCGGAAUAACCACAGUCUUGAGAAGGUGGUGAAGUUUUAAAGUUUGGUGAAGAUUUAGGAGAUUUUUUCUCUCAUUGAGAAGCCAUGUCAUCUGCUGGUGGUGUUCCACUGUGAUUUGUCACGUGCACAUAAUCCAUUAUUAAAGCCAAACACUGUGCUGAAUUUUAAAAUGUUUAUGGAAUAAUAAAAGAAAAAUCCUGGAGAAGGCAGGUAGUAUCUAGAGAAGAGAGGAUAGACAGGCUUGGUCAUAAACGGAGCAGACAGGCAGAGGAGGGCGGACAGAAGAGGGAAGGGCAAGAAACACGUUGGAAAGAACAGUCAAAGCAGAACG
This is a messenger RNA of Cyprinodon variegatus (sheepshead minnow), 3159 nucleotides long. Its product is annotated as gamma-aminobutyric acid receptor subunit rho-1-like. Gene Ontology annotation, cellular component: membrane; GABA-A receptor complex; synapse. The record is from RefSeq and is a predicted model, not a curated record. The transcript has 10 exons. Gene Ontology annotation, molecular function: extracellular ligand-gated monoatomic ion channel activity; GABA-A receptor activity; neurotransmitter receptor activity. NCBI's taxonomy places the organism in Eukaryota, Metazoa, Chordata, Actinopteri, Cyprinodontiformes, Cyprinodontidae. The coding region runs from base 261 to 1694 and encodes 477 amino acids. Gene Ontology annotation, biological process: signal transduction; regulation of membrane potential; nervous system process.